CUCGGGCCCUCGCCCGCCGCGCCGAGCGAGCCUCUUCCGGGCAGCGUGGCGAGGGGCGGCGCGGAGCCGAGCCGGCAGCGUGCGGCGGCCGCGGGUGGUGUGUGGCAUCGGCACGGAUCCCAGGCCUGCAGCAAACAAGCCUCCCUGCUGGGGGAUCGUCCUUUCCAGGGGAGGAACACACCGAAUAACUUGGAGGUCAGGCACCUGGUAGCCAGGAGGAAUACGCCGAAUAACUUGGAGAGUUUUUGAAGAUGUCAGCAGAUAUACCAUUAAAUAUUAAUAUCAAGGAGCCCCGAUGGGAUCAAAGCACUUUUGUUGGGCGAGCCAGUCACUUCUUUACUGUAACAGACCCCCGAAAUAUUCUGUUAUCUGAUGCCCAACUGGAAAAUGCAAGAAAAAUUGUUCAUGACUACAGACAAGGUAUCGUGGCACCUGGCUUGACAGAAGAUAACUUGUGGAGAGCAAAAUAUAUCUAUGAUUCAGCCUUUCAUCCAGACACUGGUGAAAAGAUGGUCUUGAUUGGCCGAAUGUCAGCUCAGGUACCCAUGAACAUGACUAUCACAGGUUGUAUGAUGACCUUUUAUAGAACGACACCAGCAGUGGUUUUCUGGCAGUGGAUUAACCAGUCCUUCAAUGCUAUUGUAAAUUACACGAACAGGAGCGGUGAUGCCCCAAUUACUGUCAGCGAGCUGGGAACAGCCUAUGUUUCUGCUACCACGGGUGCUGUCGCAACAGCUUUAGGACUUAAUGCACUAACAAAGCAUGUCUCACCUCUUAUAGGACGGUUUGUUCCUUUUGCUGCUGUUGCUGCUGCUAACUGCAUUAAUAUUCCACUAAUGAGACAAAGGGAACUCAAGUUUGGAAUCCCCAUCACAGAUGAGAACGGAAACAGACUGGGUGAAUCAACAAAAGCAGCUCAGCAGGCAAUUACCCAGGUGGUUAUAUCAAGGAUUCUUAUGGCUGCUCCUGGCAUGGCAAUUCCUCCCUUCAUAAUGAAUACAUUGGAAAAGAGAGCCUUUUUAAAGAUCAGCAAAAAUGAGCGAUUUCUUCAGUGACUACUCAGUGGUCUUUGGUACCAUCAUGACCGUUUAUGCUCACCUGUUCCUCCCCCUCAGCCUCAAAGACUGUGAGUUCAGGUGAAAACACUGCUCUGCAGGUAGUCAGUGGUAACACUUGGUAGAGAUUAGUAUUAAAACCAUUAAGGAAUGAGCUGCAUUUUUAACAAGCAGCUUCUGCAUGUCCUCUUGAGGUUUCAGAAGCACCAUCCCAUUUGUAGUACUCCAACACCAUCCACACGAUGCUUUACUAACUCAUUAUUCUUAGCCUUUGCUUUGCACACCAUCAGUCUUGAAAAUAAUUCUUGUAUGCUUGCCAAAGCCUAUUAAGCAACACACAGGGCCAGAAAAUAGGCAAAUGGUUGUGAAAUAAUGAAGAAAAUAGACUGGUGUUCUGCAUUAAGAUAGAAAGAAAUGCUUCUGGAAUGCUGGUCUCAGUGAUAGCAGGCUAUCAUCCUCUGAUAUUUAAAAUAAGAUGUAAGUUAUAUAGCACUGUUCAUCCCCCAUACUCCAACAUCAUUUUGCAUGAGAACAUUUUGAUGGUAACAUUAGUAUGAAUUAACAAUAUUCCCAAAAGUUAUUGCAGAAAAUUACUCAAGAAUGUUUUUAGAAUACAAGCACAUACUUACUGCUUCAAAAAGAAUCUAAUCAUUUCUUGACUUGAAAAA
This is a messenger RNA of Harpia harpyja (harpy eagle), 1723 nucleotides long. RefSeq names its product sideroflexin 1 (gene SFXN1). Gene Ontology annotation, molecular function: monoatomic ion transmembrane transporter activity. Gene Ontology annotation, cellular component: mitochondrial inner membrane. The transcript has 10 exons. Gene Ontology annotation, biological process: serine import into mitochondrion; monoatomic ion transport. Lineage: Eukaryota; Metazoa; Chordata; Aves; Accipitriformes; Accipitridae. The coding region runs from base 252 to 1055 and encodes 267 amino acids. The record is from RefSeq and is a predicted model, not a curated record.